Molecule: messenger RNA, 4705 nt
Organism: Coturnix japonica (Japanese quail)
Lineage: Eukaryota; Metazoa; Chordata; Aves; Galliformes; Phasianidae
Source: RefSeq, a predicted model, not a curated record
GGAUUUCACCAGAAAGCCUCGUUCCAGCUCAAAAAGAUGCUUCAAUCCCCUCUCCGUUCCCUCGGGCAUAACCGGAUGGGGUUGAAGAUUAGCAGAGCCAAAGAGCAGAGUGACCACGUGCUGCAUUAUCGGGGCAGCCAGCCUGACCCUGCUGUGCUUGCGGGCAUGGGACACAGUGGACUCCAGGCACUGGGAGCUGCUGGUGCCCUUCAUGGGUUAAGGAUGGUCCAUGUGAUGGGGGAUGCCGGCUGCUGGCUCCUGCUUGGGUUCACCCUGCUCCCCAUCACUGUGCUGGGCUCCCAGGACGAUGGGAAGGUGAUCCACAUCAGCCGGGUGCAGCACCAGGCAGUACGAGUGGGGCUGGGGGAGCCCGUGGCACUGCCCUGCCUCUUCCUACUGCAUCCCUCUGCCUCACUGGGCCCCAACGAGCCCCCGGACCCUCCCCGUGUCAAAUGGAGCAAGGUGCGCUCGGCCAGCGGGCAGCGGGAGGACGUCCCCAUCCUGGUGGCCAAGGACAACGUGGUGAAGGUGGUGAAAGCCUACGAGGGUCGUGUGUCCCUCCCUGGUUACGCCCGUGACCGCUACAACGGGACAUUGCUGCUACGUGCCGCCCGCGCCAGCGAUGCGGGGCUGUACCGCUGCGAGGUGGUGGCUGGCAUCGAUGAUGAGCAGGACCUGCUGCCCCUCGAGGUGAUGGGUGUUGUCUUCCACUACCGCCCUGCUGGCUCUCGCUAUGCUCUGACCUUCCCUGCUGCCCGACGUGCCUGCAUGGACAACUCUGCCAUCAUCGCCUCUCCCCAGCACCUACAGGCUGCCUUUGAGGAUGGCUAUGAUAACUGUGAUGCAGGCUGGUUGGCUGACCAGAGUGUGCGGUAUCCCAUCACACUGUCCCGACCCGGCUGCUAUGGGGACCGCAACAGCCUCCCUGGGGUGCGCAGCUAUGGCCAGAGGGAGCCCGAUGAGCUGUAUGAUGUCUACUGCUAUGCACAGGAGCUGCAAGGGAAGGUGUUCUAUGCCACAGCCCCAGGGCGUUUCACCUUGGCGGGGGCACGGAGGCACUGCCAGAGCCGUGGGGCUGCGUUGGCCACCACGGGGCAGCUGUACCUGGCCUGGCGUGAGGGCCUGGACCAGUGUGACCCGGGCUGGUUGGCGGAUGGCAGCGUGAGGUACCCCAUCCUGACUCCACGCAGGAAGUGUGGUGGUGAAGCUCCGGGUGUCAGGACUCUCUACCGCUUCCCCAACCGUACCGGCUUCCCCCCACCCACCUCCAAGUUCGAUGCAUACUGCUAUAAAGGGGACACGGUGGGUGCUCCCGAUUCCACCGCAGAGCAGAAGGAACCAGAACCGCUGGGCAGUGACAAUGUGCUGGUGGAGCGUGAGGACAUGGCCACCUCCGGGGACAGCCCCCGUGCCGGCGUCCUGCCACAGCUGGGGGCUGUGGGGCCGGGUGGUGCUGAGGAUGAACAGUUGGCGAGCAGUGUGACGGCAGCGUGGCGUGGUGACAUCCCCAUGGGCAGCAGCACGACCUCUUCAUCCUUCCCUUCCUCAUCAGUGUGGCCACUCGAGGAUGAAGCCCUCAAUGCACUGGACCAGCAACAAGGAUUCCCUGACUCACCUGAGCCCCUGUUCACCCUACAUCCACAGACCCAAAGUCCAGCCCAGGAGGUCACCAGCUCACCACCAGCACCACCAGCUUUGGGGAUGGUCCCCACUGUGGCAGCAGAAACCCCCAGCACCCCAAAGCAGAGCAGCUAUGCUGGGCUGAAUGGGCGCUACUUCCAGCUGCAGCAGCAGAGCCGGGACCCCUUGGUGGCCCAGGACCCCACAGUGGCCGAUGACCACACAGUGGCUGGGGACCCGGUGGGGACAGUCACCCAGGCCCCCAUCCUGGCCCUGGAAGUGAAGGGGGCUGCAGCCAACACAGUAGAAACGUGGAGCAUCACCCGUCCCAGUGCUGAGAGCCCCCAUAGAGGAGAUCCCUACCCACUCUCCAAUGAGGUGGAGGAGGAGAUUGGCCACAAGCUGCUGGCACCAUCCAUCACCCCUGUGCCUCCCUCCCAGAGGGAUUUACCGCAGUGGAGCCCCCCUUCAGCCCCACAAGGUCCCGGUGGCCCCACACAGUCGUCCCUGCCAUCAUCUCCACCCAGUCCCGUGGCUCCUGGUGACAUUCCUCACCACCAGGAUGUCAGCACUGGGGAGGCUCAGCCCCGUGGUGACUCCCCUCAGCCACCUGCAGAUGUCACCGAGGACUUCUCCGGGGAUGCUGCCCCCAAGGAAGAAGACAGCCCCAUCCUGCCAUGGCCCCCACUGCCCCCAGCUCCACUAGUGGCUGAGGGCCCUGGAACAGCCGCCCAGCCCAGCAGUGACAGCAAUGGGGCACUGGGUGAUGGCUCGCUGGAGAGGCAGAGGAAGGCAGUGGCCUUCGACCUCCCACCCAUGGGGCUUCCUGGCAGCCCCAGCCCCACUGCAGUGUCUUCUCCCCAUCCACAGAGCAGGUUGAGCCCCACAGAUCCCCAAGGGGCUCUGGAAAUGGGGGCUCAACCUGCCCAUGAGCACCUGGAUGUGGUGAUGGGGCCACAGGAUGAAGCAGCCAUCACCCCAGUGGCUCCGGAUGUCCCCUCGGCUCCCCCCACAGACAGUGAGGUGACCCCACAGUUGGGCUCCGAGUGGCCAUUGGAGGGCAGUGGGCGGGUGGGAGAUGGCCCUACAGCUGCCCCACAGCACCCAAACCCCUCUGCUCCAGUGCUGGAAGAAGAGGAGUAUCCCCCACAACCCCCAGAUCCCCAACAGUCCCCCAGCCCUGGCGAGGAGGACACCUCAGGGGAGGCAAAGAGCGAACCCCCUCCCAACAUGGCCACCCAUCCCUCAGCACCCCCUGACACCCACUGGCCAUCACCCACUGCCCCUCACCCAUGGGUGCCAGAGGGGCCUGAAGCCCCGAGUGCAGAACCACUCUUUGAGCCCACCACACCAGGAGGGGCAGGGGGGGCCCUACUGCUGGAUGCUGACAGUGGGAGCGGCGAGGAGCCCGUGGUGGAGGAGCGGGAGCUGCUGGUGUGGGCAGACACCAGUAACAGCAGCCAGCAUGCUCCAGCUGACCCAUGCCAGACCAACCCCUGUCUGCACGGUGGGACAUGCCAUGCCAAUGGUUCCAUCUCUGGCUGCAGCUGCGCCCCGGGCUUCACUGGGGAGAACUGUGAGAUUGACAUUGAUGACUGCCUGUCAAGCCCCUGCCAGAACGGUGGCACCUGCAUAGAUGAGGUCAACGCCUUCGUCUGCCUCUGUCUGCCCAGCUAUGGCGGCAGCCGCUGCGAGAAAGACACGGAGGGCUGUGACCACAACUGGCACAAGUUCCAGGGCCAUUGCUACCGCUACUUCUCUCGGCGGCGCUCCUGGGAGGACGCAGAGCGCGACUGCCGACGGCGUUCAGGGCAUCUCACCAGCAUCCACUCACAGGAGGAGCACAGCUUCAUUAACAGCUUUGGACAUGAGAACACCUGGAUCGGGCUCAAUGACAGGAUUGUGGAGCAGGACUUCCAAUGGACAGACAACACUGGCCUGCAAUAUGAGAACUGGAGGGAGAACCAACCCGACAACUUCUUUGCGGGCGGUGAGGACUGUGUGGUGUUGGUGUCCCAUGAGAUUGGCAAGUGGAACGACGUGCCCUGCAACUACAACCUGCCCUACAUCUGCAAGAAAGGCACAGUGCUGUGUGGGCCCCCCCCGGAGGUGGAGAACGCGUUCCUUGUGGGGAAGAAGAAAGAGAAGUACAGCAUCCACUCAACUGUGCGCUAUCAGUGCGAGGAGGGCUUCACCCAACGCCACAUCCCCACCAUCAGGUGCCACAGCAACGGCAAAUGGGACCGGCCCAAACUGCUCUGCACAAAACCCAGGAGGUCGCACCGGGCACGGCGGCACCACCGACACCGCCACAGCCACCCUCACCACCAGCAUCACCAUCACAAACCCCGCAAGGAGCGGAGAAAACACCACAAGCACCUCCGGCUGGACUGGAUGGAGGAGGGUCACUACUUCUAGGGCCGGGGGGUUGCAGCCCAGGAACAGCCGUCCGUGGGACGGGACGUGGUGACGUCCCCUGACCCCCUCCAUCCCCCACCUCCUCUUUUAUAACCCCCUUUGCUUUAGCUCCUAGGAUGCCCGGCCCUGUAGGGAAUAGGACCCAGUGGGGGCGGCUGCGUGUGUGUCCCCAGCCCUCCCCCUGCAUGCCCCAACCCGGGGUCGAGCCCCUGACCCCACAUGGGGACCCCGAAAUCCCCGCUGGGUCCUAAAGGGGGGCUGCCCCAUGGCGGCCGAUGGCCUCCCGGGCUCUGCUCCCCUCCAGGCUGUGGGGGGACACGCAGCAGCCCCCACCCAUCACCCAAUGCCCUGUGGGGGGCUCCGUUUUUUUAACAGCCCCCCCUCGCCCCGCCCCAGUCUUUCUGCCCCACCGAUGUCCCCACAUCCAGCACGGGGUCCCUGUCCUGCUUUGUGGGACCCUUUGGGCUGGAUUUUGGGGUUGGAUUUUCCCUUUUUCCAUUCAUUGUCGGUUCCCCGUUGGAGUUGGCGUGUGUGUGUAUGGCGCUUUCUGAUCUCAGCUGUUUGCGAUGUGACUGCAAUGUCCCGUAUCCCCUUUCCCUUCCUCCGUGGCAUUUCUGACUCUGCGUUUCUGUACUGCUGGACAUUUUAAUAAAUUUUUUUAACAGUU